Messenger RNA from Talaromyces marneffei, 2373 nucleotides. RefSeq lists its product as uncharacterized. Gene Ontology annotation, biological process: 7-methylguanosine mRNA capping; polynucleotide 5' dephosphorylation. NCBI's taxonomy places the organism in Eukaryota, Fungi, Ascomycota, Eurotiomycetes, Eurotiales, Trichocomaceae. Gene Ontology annotation, molecular function: polynucleotide 5'-phosphatase activity. The coding region runs from base 1 to 2373 and encodes 790 amino acids. The transcript has 3 exons. Gene Ontology annotation, cellular component: mRNA capping enzyme complex. The record is from RefSeq and is a predicted model, not a curated record.
AUGGAUUUGCGCAACAUCAUGAACAACGAUGCCAGCAAUGCUGCGAAACCUCAACCUCCGUCACUACAACAAUCUCCACUGCGACAGAACUCAGAGCCCAUCUUCGCUCCGCGACCAAACGAAGUUUCAACGCCCGGUCCAUCCUAUCAAUCGAAUCAUUUCGCGCGCCCGCAACCUCCCUCGAUACAGCCACAACACUCUCCCAGCGUAUCCUCAGCAUACAGUUCAACCCAAUCCCCAUUUCAAUAUAACUCGAGUAUACCAGCAAAUGGAGGACCUCCUCCUCACUAUUCACAGAGUCCUCCGCCGCAACCAUACCAGACCCGAGAUUCUGGCCCGGUCACUCCGGCUAGCCCUGCAGUCUUCACACAGCCAUCUUUAGCUUCCCCGUAUACACCACGGACGAACUCGGCAUCUCAACAACAGCAAAAGCAGCAACAGUCUUACUUCAAUCAAUAUCCUGCUCCUCCGCCAGCUCAUUCUGCUUCCGGCCCUCAGUCUAACUUUACUUAUCCGCCUCACGCCAGUGAAAGUCCUCGUCCGGUAAAUACUCAACGACCACCUCAACACCAGCAGAUAUCUCCUCCACCACCACAGCGUUCCCAGCCUAGUACGCCACUAGGUCCGCCUGCUGGUCCGUACCAACGUCCCCCGUCUCAACCUGCGCGGCCUCCGUCUGCGGGAGAAGGUACGCCAGUUCAAGCAACGAAUACGUGGAGCCCUCACGAUUCACAUGCACCUGAACAAAGAACGGGCUAUCCACAAAGCUAUCCAGCUGCUCAUCCACCGCCCAGGGAUUUGAGACAGGCAGAAAGGCCCAGUCAAAGCCAAUACCUCCCAGAAUCCGACAGAGAAAGGAGCAUUAGCAUUAGUCCCAAAACCAUCGUCUCACGACAGAGUCUAUCUCAGGACCGAGACCCCAUUGCGCCUCAUCGUACCAGUAUAGAUGACGAUCGCUGGCGUCAGAGUCCUUCUGGCAGUCACUCCCACAGCAGCUCUGUUGCAGAACACAAGUACUCAUCACACCCGCCCCAGCAAGACUACGCUCAACGCCCUCAAGCGAUGCAAAUGAGCAGCUCCCCAAUGGCGAGACACACACCAUCUCGUGAGCCUUCGGCAGUACAAAUUCAACCCAUCAAGACCGAGAUUCCAGAACCAUCGGAGAUCUCAGGACGACCGCCCAAACGGAAGAAGAUGAGAUACACCGAGCCUCCAAUCUAUGCUCGAAGAGUCCCAAGAGGUGGAAAAGGUCCAAUCAUUCCAAAUCCAAGGCCAGCCAUUCCAAAACACUCACCUGUCCGAUUCGCCGUCCCUUCGCGCGCGACAUCCGUGCAACGAUCUGUGGCGUCGCCGUCUAGAUCAAUUCAAACCCCUGCGAGACCGCCACCUAUCAAUGGUACUACUCCUGUUAGCAGCCGCCCUGUUCCUCUGCCACAGCCACAACCCUCAUACGGACUGUUGGGACCUUGGGAACCAUCAAUUUCUGGAAAGAUCCCAUACGAAGAAAUCACAAAGACCGUCUGUGACUUUCUCUUCAAAGAGGUCGUCUGUAGGCCGGAUCUUGCUGCGGGAGCCGCUGGAGCUGCUGCAACAGGGUCGGGGGCAAUGCUGGAAAUCGAGGCCAAGUUAGGACGAAUAAUGGAUAAGGAUCGGCAGGGACGUCUACGUCUACCAGUUAUGAGUGAAUGCAUCCUCCAAACCGAAAACUCGGGAUACCGGACUGCCUUUGAAAGUUCUAUGAGCUUGGCGCAACAUCAGGCCAUGAAUAAUUUCUUAAACGAAGCUGUAAAGGCUUCAAUGCCCCAAGCUGGGCUCAAUCGGAUUCCUCUGUCGUAUGCACACAAGAGAGAGCGCGAUACAUUUUAUGAAGUACCACCUUCAGAGCUACCUCCGCUCAUACAGAAUUACCUGAAUCCACGACACAAACCUAAAGUGCGAGUAACCACCGAUCAGAAAACCGGCGAAAUCCUGGCAAAGAUUAUCAAAUGCCGGCUAGCAGAUUUAGAUGUGUAUAGUCCUCGCACGAACGUUGACUGGCGCAUUUCCGUCAAUCUCGAAAUGAACUAUGACCGAGACGUACACAAUUUUCCGAUUGCAGGCGGUGGUUCUCAAAAGCCAGGUGGCGAAAGAAUCAAAGAUCGCAUGAGUUAUCGCCAUUUGGCCUACCAGAUUGAUCUUACCCAAGUGGGUACAGCAGAUAGUGCUAUCAAGAAGGACUUCGAGCACGAGCUUGAGGUUGAGAUUUCUGCGGCGGAGGUACGACGACAAGGGGAGCUUGCCAGAGAAGGGAACGAGAGAAACCAAUACGAAGAACUCAUCAAAGGCUUUGUCGAUAACGUCCGCUUCCUCGCUCGAGCUGUGCCUAAUGCAUGA